AUGAAGAUGGAGAAAAGGUGGCCUCCCUGUGCGUUGUAUUUGUUCAUCCUAACACAUCAUGUUGCUGGCCAGCUUGAAGGCACCAUGAUAAACACAGAAGCAGUCCAUGCUUUCCCUGGCAGUGAUGUGACUCUGGAAUGCAGCAUCCUGAGCGCAGAUGGGAUCCAUGUGACACAAACACAAUGGUCAAAGAUCGAUGAUACGCCACCCAGUAGAAUAGCUGUAUAUCACCCUACGUAUGGCAUUAGAUACUUACCUUUUUCUAAGACUUCUUAUAACUAUUCAGUGGCUUUCAAUAAGACUCCCCGCCAUUGCUGGGUAGAUGUUAACAAGACUUGGAGUUCCCAUGAUGCCGGAGCAAACCAGGUGGAAUGCCAACAGUGGAGUCUACAUUUGCGUAAUGUUAGUCUCUCACUCAGUGGGCAGUAUGAGUGUAGCUUUGCUACCUACCCAUAUGGGACAAAGGCUGCGGAAAUUAAUCUUACUAUCAAGGCAGAAGAUGAGAAGCACUAUGGGGUCGUGGAAAUGCUAUUUAAUGAAACAUUGGAAAUUCCAUGCCUUGAGAACAUGACUUCCGUAAAUUUGUCCAAGUAUCCUUUGAAAUGGCUAAUGGGGGAAAAUGGACGUGAAGAAACAACUCUUAUAAUCAAAGAAUUCUACCACCAGGAUGUGAAUAAGACUGAUAGCCUGUUGUAUAAGGAAAGAAUUCAGCUAGGUCCAGACAGUGCACUAAAGAUUUCCCCAAUCAAAAUUGUUGACGAUGGCAAGGUGUUCUCUUGCCGUGUGAUGUACCAUCCUGAAAGAAUCCUGACGAACAUCACCAAAGUGAAAGUAUUUGCCAAGCCAGAAAUCUCCAUUACCCUCCAAAAUAGUUCCAGUGGCAGCGUUGGGGAGGCUAGUCUUACCUGUAUUGUAAGGAAGGCAUUUCCCAAGCCGAGCCUCACAUGGUAUGUGGAUGGAGAGAUUCUUAAAGACCAAUUUGGAGGAAUAUCUAUUGAAGCUGAAAAUCUACAAGAUGGUGAAGGUUUCUAUGAAUUGAGAUCAAUACUGAAGAUACAAAGUACAAACCAGUCAGGCACUAAUCAGACUUUCUGGUGUACGUGUAGUUUUCCCUUCCGGGGGAAUAAAACGUGGAAUAUUUCAUCUGGAGAAAUAGUAAUUUCUUCUGGCCAUGUAUAUAACAAAGUGCUGUUUCCAGCUUUUACAACCACAGCUACAAAAGAUCCUGGAAUUUCAACAUUUCCAUCAAGAAUCAUGGCUACCACAGGACUUCAAACUACAUCUUCAACUUCCCUAGACUUCACAAGCCCAGUAACCUCUGAAUCUGUUUCCACUGCACAAAGCCAGUUUGAUUCUGCCACAGAUACACAAGGCUAUACCAACACCAUAGCCUCCAGUGAGAGUGAAACAUCACAGCGACUGAGUGACCCUACUACUGCAGCCCAACAGAGCAACGUGAAUACAACCCUCUCCAGGGAGAAUGUAACCUUGCCACACCGGAAUCUGUCCUCCAGCACAAUGGUUGAUCCAGCUUUAUUUACUAAACUUGAUCGUUUAUCAACUACAAGGAAACUGAUUAAUGGUACUGGCAUGGUGGGGAAUGCAGAGAAUACUCGCUUCUCCUGGCCUGCGGUUGUAGCAGUCUUGCUUCUGUUUUGUUCUUUUCUAAUCAUUUUAGGAAUCAGAAAAUGGUGUCAGUACCAAAAAGAAAUUAUGAACAGACCUCCAUCUUUCAAGCCACCACCACCUCCAAUAAAGUACACAUCCAUGCUAGAAUCUGAUGGAACUACCCCAUCCUGCCAUGAACUGGAAACUUUGUAA
Molecule: messenger RNA, 1821 nt
Organism: Emys orbicularis (European pond turtle)
Lineage: Eukaryota; Metazoa; Chordata; Testudines; Emydidae
Gene: CD96
Product: CD96 molecule
Exons: 15
Coding region: 1-1821 (606 amino acids)
Biological process (GO): inflammatory response; cell-matrix adhesion
Source: RefSeq, a predicted model, not a curated record